CUCUCAGCAGCCGGCCGCCAUGUUGUUCUAAUUUUACGCUCCGAGGCGGGUGAUCGGUGCUGGGGCGAGAGGAGCUCCCGGCGUCGGGAGGAAGGCAGGAAGGUUGCGGGCUUUUCGCACCGCGACCUGGCGAGAUCCGACGCCAUGGCAGCCGCCUUGGGAGGAGCAGGAGCAGAGGAUGACUUUGAUUGUCAUAAACCUGGUGCAGAAAGGUCUUGGAGAAGGAGAACUGCAGAUGAUGAUUGGGAUAGUGAAUUGGAUGAUGACUUACUAGGAGAAGAUUUGUUGACUGGCAAAAAGACUCAGUCUGAUAUGUCAGAUGAAGAACUGAAUGAUGAUCUCCUGCAAAGUGAUAAUGAAGAGGAUCAGCAUUACAGUUCUCAAGGUGUCACUGUGAGUCUUAAUGCUGCACCUAGCGUGGUGACAUCCUUUGAGCUCACUGAGAAUGCUAAUGACACAUCUAUUGAACAAGACUUAGAGUAUGAACAAGGGGAAGAUGAAAUUGGUUAUGACAAAUUAGAUGUUCCUGAAGAGUAUGCAGAGGAAUAUUCAGAAGAACAGUAUGAAGGCCAAGAGGCUGAGUUGACAGAAGACCAAAUAGAAUAUGGGGAAGAUCAGGGUGAAGAAGAGAAUUAUAAUGAUGAAGUGCUGGAUCUUGAAAUCAAUGAACCUCUAGAUGAAUUCCCGGAUGAAGAUUAUGUACAAUCUUAUAGUGAAGAACAAGUAAUUGAACAACAAGAAUAUGUAGCUGAAGAAGAGUUAGAAGAGGUUGCUGAUACCCAGUCACCUCCAAAUGAGUCAGAAGAGGUAAUUAUUGAAAAUCUGGAGUUUCAACAAGAGCCCAAAGAAGAAUCAGAUGAAGAGGAGGAAGAUAAUGAAGAGUCUGGUCGGUUACGGUUCAAAACUGAACGGAAAGAAGGAACAAUUAUUAGGCUAUCGGAUAUAACAAGGGAGCGAAGAAACAUUCCAGAAACUUUGGAACUUUCUGCAGAAGCCAAAGCAGCAUUAUUUGAAUUUGAAGAACGGGAAAGACAGCUAAAACAAGGGCGGUACGGGUCCCGAAGAGGAGGAAGACGAGGAGGGUUAUUGAUGUAUCAUGGGCUUGGAGAACAAAGAAGAGACAUCAAUGAAAGAGGAAGAAUGAAGGAUCACCGGUCUGCUUUACUGCCAACUCAGACGACACAUUCAGACAGGAUAUUUCAUCAUCCCAUUCGAAAUCUUUUCCAGCAGCAGCAACAAUCACAGCAACAGCUACAGGGUCUGCUCCCUCUCCCCACUCCGCUUCGCACACCACCCCCUCCCCCUCCAGGAAUUCAUAUGCCAUCCCAAGUAGACGGCCCAAGAAUGCUGAUGACUUCUCCUUCAGUGGCAUCCCAACAGCCAAAAAACAUACACAUAAAUCCACACUUCAAAGGAACUGUAGUAACCCCUGUUCAAGUGCCCUUGCUGCCAGUCCCAACCCAGCCAAGACCUGCUGUAGGACCCCAGAGAUUUCCUGGCCCUCCAGACUUUCAACAAAACGCUCCUGGACCUGUUCCUAGCAAUUUCAACCAAGCCCCACGACUUUCUCUCCAAGAUCAGUGGCGAGGACCUCCACCCCCACUUCCUCCCCCACCUCCACAAGAGAGAGAACCUUUCUUUAUGGGAGAGCCAAGAUUUCCUGGUCAUCACUUGUUUGAACAGCGGAGCCCACCGCCUCCGCCACCCCCACUUCUUAACAGCACGCACUCUGUGCCUAGCCAAAAUCAGCUCCCAUUCAGUCCGUCUGGACCUGGUUUCAGCCAGCAGGGGCAGCAACCCCUGUUUCCAAGAGAAAGGCUGGUAAGACCAAGUCUGCAGCCUCAGGGCCCCGUGGGAAUCCUUCACUUCAGCCAGCCUGGAGCAGCCAACGCACGACCUUUUCUUCCCCCACGGCAGUCCUUCCUGCAGCUCCCAGGACAGCCUUUCCUAACCCCCCUCACCCAAGCUGGCAUGCAGGGCCCUUUGCACCCUCCUUUGCAGCCACAGCCACCACCACAGCUUCCACAGCCGUCCCAACCAUCCCAGCCUCACCACCAGCCGCACCAGUCUAACCAGCAGCAGCAGCACCUGCUGCCUGUGCCUCCCCAGCCUCUGAUUCCGGUGGCCCCAUCCCAGUUCAGGCCACGCCUACAGACUUCACAGCCAAGCAGUAACCGGAUGCCAUACCAGCAACGGCAAAGUCUGGUAAAGGCCAGGCAUAACACACCAACACAAAGCAUUGUAAAACGUCCAAACCAGCAGGCCCAGUCAUCUGCCUCAAGGAAUAGUAAUUUGCGUGAAUUGCCAAUAGCACCUUUGCAUGCGAUUGAGACUGCUAACAACAACCGAAGAACUUCAGCUCCUUCUGUUCAAACGAAGCCGGUUUCUAGCACUACAGUUGCUAUGAAACCUGUUGCAGGUGUCAAGAACCAACCGGGAAAGUUGGAGUCCAAGCCUAAAACAGCUACUCCCGCGACUCAGCCUAAGGUGGAGGUCAAAUCUGAACCAGAGUUUCCCGAUGAAGAUGAAGAAACCAGACAGUACCGUUUGAAGAUUGAGGAACAGAAACGCCUCAGAGAAGAGAUCUUGAAACAAAAAGAGCUCAGGCGGCAGCUUCAAGCUGGGGCCCGAAAAAGAGAAUUGCUGGAAAGGUUGGCACAGCAGCAGCAGCAACCACAAGUCUCUGCAGGCCAACAGGAGGAGGAAGACCUUUCACAGCUGCCUACCAAUGGAAACCCAUCGCUUUGUCUUCCUGGUGCACAAUCCCGCCAAAAUGUGAAAUAUAGACUAAUGGUUAAAAAACAAGAGCCGGUCAUUCCAAGUUCCCCGACUGUUCUACCUAAGCCUGCAAAUGUUCUCCAGGCUGGAGACGGCGCACAAUUUCAAGGACAGCAAAUAAAAACCAUAAAGCAACUACGGCAGGCUAGGACAGUGCCUGAAAAUGAGCUCCAGCCAUCCUAUAAACCUUUGCAAGUGAAGUCUCCUGCUGCUGCGCAGGUGAACCUGCCCCAGAUUAGUCGGGUGGCGUUGGUGCAAAGCCAGCCUCAGGAGGUGAAGCCUGGGAUGAAAAGAACUGUCAUGCAACGGGCAAACAGUGGGAGUGGCGAUGGGCCCCAUAUCGGCACCAAAGUCAGGGUGAUAAAAUUAUCAGGAGGGGGUGGUGAGAACGUUGGCUUUUCUAAUUUGGAAGAAUCUGCUAACCGGCUUCCGCAGCCAUCGGAGCAAAGACAUCAGCCAAUACGGAAGGUCACUCUGACAAAGGGGACAGUGCAGCAACCACAUCUGCCUCAUCAGCAUCUUCUGUCACAGAUUCAUUCUACGUUUCCUCAAGGACUCAAAAAUAUCCCAGGGAUACAUCAAGUGAAAAAGGGUAUUCUGCAUGGGAGAGGCAGGGGGAUCGUGAGCCAGAUGGGCCGAGGCCGCUUAAUGACAAGUAAGCCGAAUCUGCGGGUGGUGGAGUGCAAACCUCAGCCCUGUGUGGUGUCAGUGGAAGGGCUUUCUUCAUCCACCACGGACAUUCAGCUGAAGAACCUGCUCAUGUCAGUAGGACCCAUCCAGAGUUUACAGAUGUUGCCUCAACAACGGAAGGCCAUUGCAAAAUUUAAAGAGCCCGCUGAUGCUUUAAAAUUUCAGCAGAAGUUUCAUAGGCACAUGAUAGAUCUUUCCCAUAUCAACGUGGCACUGAUAGUGGAGUGACCACUGGGCAUAAGUUGUCUUAAAAUACAGGAGGUUAUGGAGGAAGUCAGAAGGAUAGAAUCUCCCUGUAAUUUCUGGUGCCAGCUUUGCAGACUCCUUCUGAAACUUCAAAAUUACUCUGACAGCUGCUGUCAACAACAACAACAACCUUGCUACAAAUGGAAGUUGGAUUACAAGAAUGAAAACAUACAUAUAUGGAACAUACAGAACUACAGAUCUCAUAUGUGAAUAGUAUACACGGAUAUUUUUAGGCGAUAUGCUAUGUGAUCACAAUGUCUUGGAUCAAAAGAACUUUGACUCUUGAAAAUAAUUUUUGUAAUGUUUUCUUCUUAGAAAAGAAUAUUUGAUAAUGGUUGCCCUUAUCUUCAGUGUGGGAUGUUGAAAUCAGAAUGCACCCAUAAUCUACUGUUUGUAGCUAAGCAUACAGAUGCCUAUAAUACAGAAUAAACAUUGAGCCAUAUAAUUUAAUGGGUUUUUUUUUGUUUUUUUGUUUUUUUUUUCCAAGAGGCUUUGAAGCUCGUUCUUGAAAGAUUUUAUUCCUAGUAUAGUAAAAGUAAUAGUUGCACAUAAAGUAUACCUCUUAGUAUUCCUAACAUUUCUUACUAACCCUAUUUUGGACAAAUUGUCUCCUAGUUGAUGUCCUUACCUAAGAAGGAUGCUCGCAUUCAGGUUCCAAAAUCUUGGAGCAACCUGUCUUUCAGCCUUCUCUCGUGCUUCUUAGAGGGCUUGUAUGGCCAGGAAAUAACUGGGGUUUGCUAGUAUGAGAAAGUUACAUAUUCAGGAAGAGGAGAUUCAUUUUGCUUAGGCUUUUGGGGAAGUGAGUUACUGGUAUUGAGCUUCUUAUUUUAAUUAUUUUUUCUUUCUGUGUAAUAAUUGGCAGUAAUGCUUGAUAACAGUAGAGUCUGCCAAAUCAUACUCUAGUGCUAUUCCCACACCACCUGGUGAAUUAUGAAGAUAUUUCCAUUCUCAGAUUUUAUUUUACACUAAAUAAACUUUCCUUCAAAAAAAAAGACACGACACCAUUCCCUGCUUCCUUUGAUUUGUGAGAAUUCCCUUUACUGGAAAUCUUAGAAAUCUAUUCAAUUUCUAUACAUUUCAGGCCAAUAAACAUAGAGCAAAUAAAGAUUAUAAGUUACAUUGAGCAUAUAGAAAAAUAGUUAAGGGAUGUUCUUUCAGGACUGCAGGUUAUGUGACAUUCGGAAGUAGUGAUAUUUCUUUUCUAACUAUUCAGAAACAGAUUCUGAAAAACAAGAAGGCUUUUAAAACUGUGUUCCUGGUUAAGAACAUGUGGGAAUCAACAAUAAAGAUAUGCAAAUAUAUCACGUCUUUUAAAGACAAAGCUGAUUUUUUCCCCCCUACUGGUAAUAAUUACAGCUUAUAGCAUUUUGGUAUAGUAUAGGGUAUGAAGAUACGUUAGACAUUUUAAUGAUAGUUAGUAAAAACCAUCUUCAUCUUUGCGAAGUAUAGCUUGAAUUUGACUAUACCAGAGAGGUCUUUAUUAUUUACAGCUCUUAAUUUGAGUUUGUUAAAAAAAACAAAACAACCUGGGAUUUUAGUUGAUGGUGCAAUUUAGGCUAGUUUCUCUGUGCUUAGAAUUGUGUUAAAAACACAACAAUCCCUCAGAGUUGGGAGAGAGAGAGAGAGAGAGUAUUAUAUCUUUGUCCAUCCCAGAAUAUGAUAUCGUCUUUCCACAAAACUAAGUUUUUAGGAUUUAAUAUUUAAAGUGGUGUUUUUUUAAAAAUAUCUUCACCGCAUGGUUCAGGUACAGCUUAAAUGCAAUAAUGCCUGCCAAAGGGGGAAUUUUAUAAUGCCCAAACUCUACAUCACAUUUGAGGUCUGAGGAAACUUUCAUUUCUUAUGUCAAUAAAUCUUUGAUUAGGCUGGAUGACCUUUUCAACAGUUUAGGGUAUUUUAAGGACAGUGUUUAAUUAAUGCUUUUAAGGCUUACCGCUUGAGGAAUCUUCCGUGGUGUAGCAUUUAAAAUAAUGGUGUGGACUUUUGUAUGCUUUGUCUGAGGCCCAUCUCAUACACAUGAUGGCAGGUGUCUUGUGGGUGUAUAAUACGCUCACCAUCUUGGUAGAGGGGAUUCUCUGGGAAAAGGGGAAGAAGAAGAAGUGAUUUUUUUUUUCUCUAUCUUCGUAGUAAGCAGAAGGAAAACUGUCCUAUCAUUGAUGGGCAUCAAAUCUCUCACUUGAAUUGUCUAUAGAUACUACAAUACCUCAACUGAUUAAUACUAAAUUAGAGCUGAGUUUGACAUGAUCACAGUAACAUUGGUCCCUAAUUUUGAGAUGCCUUCCACAAAAGCUAAUCACCGUAAAAAUAGGAGAGCCUGUUCUUUCCACAAUGCUUCCUGAACUAUCCCCACAUCUUUGGUAGAAGAUCUGUUGCAACCAUUAUCUUGUUCUUUCUUUAUCAUGUGUUAUUUUAAAGAUGCAAAAUGCAGUCACGGCAUUUAAUAUAUUGUGUAAAUACGAGACUUUAAAACAAAUUUAAAUGAAGCUGUUCACAUAUUACUAAUUUAGUUACACAAAAGCUUAUUUGGUGGGAAGGGGAGGAAUGCAGUUGUGUUGUUUUAUCAGAGUUGAAUGGAAAUGGUUCCAUGUUGCUGUUAUUAUUGCUAUUAUUAUUUGUGUAACUCUUCCGUUUUUAUAAAGAUGCCAGUUAAGUCAA
This is a messenger RNA of Pantherophis guttatus, 6366 nucleotides long. It is a transcript of the gene RBM33, whose product is annotated as RNA binding motif protein 33. Gene Ontology annotation, molecular function: RNA binding. The record is from RefSeq and is a predicted model, not a curated record. NCBI's taxonomy places the organism in Eukaryota, Metazoa, Chordata, Lepidosauria, Squamata, Colubridae.